AACUACGUACUACCAUGUUUCACUACGAGCAGAAAAAUGCAUUCUUGAUUAUGAAAAUUAAGGCUCUGCAGAAGCAACAUCUGAUGAUCAGCAACACAGUACAGAAGUUGAACAUAAUUUUCAGUUCAUACCUUCUAGCUACGAUAGUAUUAAACUUUUCUGUGGCCAUUCUUGGACUGUACUUCUCCUUCAACAUAAUCCAAUGGUACAAUGGAUUUAUGGAUAUGAAGGAAGAAAUCAAUAACAUGUUCUUAAUAGGCACGACAUAUAGUAUUAUAAAAUUAACGUUGCUCGUGUGGGCUUGCGAGACCGGCAAGAAUCAAGCUCAAGAGAUCCGUACUACGAUUCACGAUGUACUUAACAGCAGCAGAGAUGAGCAAAUAAAAAAUGAGUUGCAGUUGUUUUCUUUACAACUAUUACAUAGCAAAGAUACAUAUUCUGCCAAAGCUUUCAACGUGGACGCAACGUUUCUCGCUGCUAUGGUGGGUACCAUUACUACAUAUAUGUUAAUUGUGCUACAAUUCUUGAAGAUAUCACAAUCUUGCGAUGAAAAAUAUGCAAUUAAUAUUACAUGAAUAAUGUAAGUCUAUAAAGGACUUAAUCGAAGAGAGAUAUUUUUUUUACAUUUGUAAACUGUUAUUCCUAUAGACGUUUUAUUCGUAUAGAUACAUGCACUC
Messenger RNA from Vollenhovia emeryi, 677 nucleotides. Its product is annotated as putative gustatory receptor 28b. The record is from RefSeq and is a predicted model, not a curated record. Gene Ontology annotation, biological process: sensory perception of taste. Gene Ontology annotation, cellular component: dendrite; neuronal cell body; membrane. Bases 15 to 575 code for a protein of 186 amino acids. The transcript has 3 exons. Lineage: Eukaryota; Metazoa; Arthropoda; Insecta; Hymenoptera; Formicidae.